AUGAUUUGGUUUGUGCUUUUUCUGUCCGGCCUCGGGCUGAUUUGCGCUGGAGAACCCUUCAACCACAAUGAUCCCAAUGAGAGAGUCAUAGGAGGCAACAAUGCUCAACCCAGAACCUGGAAGUGGCAGGCCUCGCUCCAGUAUAACCCGUACAACUACGGGUACCAACACAUCUGUGGAGGCACUAUUGUCAGUAGUUUCUUCGUCAUGACGGCAGCUCACUGUAUCCUCAGCAUGGAUGCUGGUCUGUUCCGUGUGGUGGUAGGUGAGUAUGACAUACUUCACUAUGACGGCAGCGAGCAGUACAGCCCUGUGGUGGAGAUUAUUGUCCAUCCUGACUGGAAUGGAGAACUUGGCAAAGGGAAUGAUAUUGCACUCUUGAGACUGGCUGAUCCUGUGUAUGACAAUGGCUACGUGGCCAUCGCUGAGCUUCCCUACCCUGACCAGAUGCUGCCUCAUCAUUACACCUGUUACAUCACCGGCUGGGGGUCUUAUGACAACGUAGGCAACACCCCUACCCUUCUUCAGGUGGCUCCCAUCAACAUAGUGGAGCACUCAGUCUGCUCCCAGCCUAACUGGUGGGGCAGCAUUGCUCUGAGAACCAUGGUGUGUGCUGGAGGCGACGGAAUGAUUUCAGGCUGCCAGGGCGACUCUGGCGGUCCCCUGAGCUGCUUCACUGACGGAGCCUGGAGGGUCCACGGUGUUGUCAGCUACGGGCCGUCUGGCGGGUGCAACCAGGUGACUAAACCCACCGUCUUCACCAGGGUCUCUUCCUUCCUUGACUGGAUCACUUCAAUUAUUCGGAGUGUUUAGACAACACAGAGAUUUGUCCAAGCUGUCAAAUAAAACAUGCAAUGGAAUUAAAGUCCUAAACCUUUCA
This is a messenger RNA of Hippoglossus stenolepis (Pacific halibut), 880 nucleotides long. RefSeq names its product chymotrypsin-like elastase family member 2A. The record is from RefSeq and is a predicted model, not a curated record. Gene Ontology annotation, biological process: proteolysis. Bases 1 to 813 code for a protein of 270 amino acids. Lineage: Eukaryota; Metazoa; Chordata; Actinopteri; Pleuronectiformes; Pleuronectidae. The transcript is spliced from 8 exons. Gene Ontology annotation, molecular function: serine-type endopeptidase activity.